Messenger RNA from Zymoseptoria tritici IPO323, 1335 nucleotides. RefSeq lists its product as uncharacterized. Gene Ontology annotation, biological process: transmembrane transport. The transcript has 2 exons. NCBI's taxonomy places the organism in Eukaryota, Fungi, Ascomycota, Dothideomycetes, Mycosphaerellales, Mycosphaerellaceae. The record is from RefSeq and is a predicted model, not a curated record. Gene Ontology annotation, cellular component: membrane. Gene Ontology annotation, molecular function: transmembrane transporter activity. The annotation marks the transcript as partial.
CAUCCGCUAUUCUCACGAAGACGACGGGUUCUGCUCAUCUUGUCCGCUUCCAUCUUUCUCGCCGAUUUCGGCGUCGUUCUGGCUUUCGCACCCAACAUCGCGAUCUACGAAGCCGCCAUUUGCAGGCAGACGCACAACCACCCUUCGCCAACAGCGUGCAAGUCGUCCGCAGUCCAGAGCGAGCUCGCGCUCAUUACUGGAAUAAAGGACACCUUCGGUCAAGUCCCUGGAGUCCUGUUGGCGCUGCCAUACGGUUUCACCGCGGACCGCAUUGGUCGUCGGCCAAUCCUCCUUCUCUGCUUCACUGCCAUGAUACUUGAAGAAGCCGCCUGUCGUCUCAUCGCUGCAUCGGCAGGGCGGAUUCCUCUGCGAGUUCUUUGGGCCGCGCCCGCAAUGCAGGUACUCGGCGGAGGGCCACAAGUUUUGACCUCAAUGUCAUACGCCAUGUUGACGGAUGUCUUCAGUCCGGAUGAACGAGCUUUAGUCUACUAUCAGCUCGCUGCUGUAGUCCUCAUCGGCGAAAUCUUAGCGCCGAUUGCCAGUGCUGCGCUGAUGUGGCGCUUCGGCCCUUGGGUGCCUUCCCUGACUGGACUCUCGCUGAUAGUCCUCGGUGCGAGUAUCGCGGGUCUCCUGCCUGAGACUAUGAGCGUCUCCUCGCCGUCUGCAUGUCCUGCUCUGGCGACCCACAUCCCCGAGGGAGAGGUCUCUGCACCCCUGGGUACCAAAUCCACGUGGAUGAACACGGUCAAAUCUAGAAUCCAAAAUAUGCGGACCUCGAAGUCCAUACCGAGCAACAUUAUUUGCAUGCUGGCUGCUUUCGCACUCGGACAUACCGCUCCUCAAUCGGUUCAACUCGUCGUGCAGUACGCCUCCUUGCGGUUCUCGUGGAGCAUAGCGCAGGCCGGCUUGUUACUCACGCUGAAGAGCAUAGUGACCCUGAUCAUCAUGCUCCUGGUCCUGCCUCAACUAUCAAAGAUAGUUGUAAGACGCAGAUCCGCAUCCGCCAGAGACUAUCGGGUCUCCCAGAUUAGCGUGUGGACUCUCUUCAUCGGGGCAGGCGUGAUGGCCUCAGCUGCACAUGCGACUGUGUUUGCGCUCGGGCUUGGCAUAUUGGCUGCUGGCUGGGGCUACUACUCUGCACUUCGCAGCUUCGCAGUUGCGUUGGUGAAGCCUACGCAGAUUGCUACCAUCAACACCGCGAUUGCGAUGGCGUCAAGCCUUGGUACGAUGCUUGCCGGUCCGAUUUUAGCCAUGGCGUUCCGACGGGGAAUUCGCUCUGACGGAGUCGCAAUGGGUUUGCCGUACGCGGUCGAAGCUGUGUUGUUACUAGCAGCA